UUUAAAUGUUACAGGCCCGCCUCUGGACAAAAGACGCUGCUGUGGUCACUAAGCAGGAGCAGCGAGCACUCCGGAAUAAUGUCAACCUUAUCCCCAGAUGAGCUGAGGAAGAGACUUUAUCAAACUUUUAAAGAUAAAGGAGUGCUUGAUACACUCAAAACUCAGCUGCGCAAUCAAUUGAUCCAGGAGUUAAAACACCCGCCUUUGACUGGAGGUGAACCAGUUCCCAGGCCUGUCUCUGCAAGAUCUGGAUCCCUUUUGGUUUCAGCAUGUAACAACAUAGUAGCUGAUCAUCUUCGAAGCUCAGGGUAUGAGUACACUUUAUCCAUAUUUUACCCUGAAAGUGGCCUGCGCAAAGAGAAGGUUUUGACCAAAGGAGACCUUCUUCAGCUUCUUAAAAUUAGUCCUGAAUCAGCACUUUACAGAUCUCUGUCUCAAGACAAAGACAACAAUGAUAAAGGGUUCCUUAUCAGCCUUCUAUCACAACUAACGCAUCAUUAUACUCGUGGCCUGUAUCAUGAUUCUGACACUCAGACAACCAGCAUUGCAACUUAUGGAGAGUCUCUCGUUGAGAAGAUGAAAAGUAUCGAUAAGGAAUACGAGGGCUUCAGUUACAACGAGGACAAAUGGUUUCCGUUCCAAUCCAAAAUGGCUGCGUAUAGAAAAGAGAUUGAAGCGCAGUUGCAAACGGAAAUGAACACAAAGAUGCAGCAUUUUAAGGAUGUUGAAAUCGCCAAGGUGAAGAUGGAAGAAAAAGCUCAAUUUCACAAAGAAUUUGAUAAGUUGAAGCAAGAAGUGGAGCGGAAUCAUGAAAUGAAGGCAAAGGCAUUGAUCGAACGGGAGAAAAAUGCCAUUGAUCGGUUACAAAAACAACAAGAGAUUGAAGAAAAAAAUGUAUACAUGCAGAGACAAACAAUACUGAAAGAAAUUGAAACACUGCGGAACAGAGACAAUGAGAUGAGACUGCGAAUGGACGCUUUUGAAAAGACUCGUCAAAUUCAUGAAGAAAAGCUGAAGACUACUGAAGAGCUGCUGAGGAGGAGAGAACUGGCCGUAAAGACGAUGGAGGACACGUAUGACCAAAAGUUGAAGAAUGAACUGUCCAGAUAUCAGCUUGAGUUGAAAGAGGAAUUCAUCAAGAGAACAGAGAAACUAACAGAGAAUGAGAACAGAAACAAGUUGGAAACUGCUUGUAUCCAGAAGGACUCAGCUGCAAUUAAUGCCAAAGUAGAGGAGCACAAUAGAACAAGUUCAGAGCUGAGGCGGCUGCAGGUUGAUCUGGACACAACACAGCAGCAGGCUUCCCUGCUGAGUCAACAGAAGGAGCUGCUUAGGGAAAGACUGGAGACCAUGAGUGACUAUCCCUGCUUAAAAAGAGAGAAAGCAGAGCUGCAGGGCCAACUGCGGCUGCUGAAGAGACAGUUUGAAGAGGCCCAGGAGGAAAACCGGCUUCUCCAUGCAGACUUGGGCAAGCCAUCCAAAGAGCAGCUGGCCUUGCAGAUGGAGCUACGGAGGCUGCAGAGCACUCGCAGGCUGGAUGAGGAAGAGUUUGACAACCAGAAACAGGUGCUGCAGGCACAGCUCCAGAGUGAGGUGGAGCGAUGUGCUCAGCUCAAAGCCCAGCUGAUAGAGAGCGAGGAGAGGUCACAGUGGAUGACUGGCCAUAUUGAGGACAUCAAGAUGCAGCUUCGACAAACUCAACUAGCUCUUGAAAAUGAAGUGCUGCGUAACCCCAAGCCGUCUCUUGUUGAUCGCUCGGUAUUGGAGCUCAGUGCCGACAAGCUGGUUCCUCCUGACAUCUAUGUGGACAGAGCCGUGCUGAGGGGCAGGAUGGGUUAUGAUGAUGUUUAUGAAACAGGUGUGACCUUUCGAGGACACAAGUCACCUUGGAGUGAGGCUCCAGAUUCCGACGUGGAGCUGGUGGCUGAAGCCAAAUCUAGGAUCCAGGAGCUGCAGAAGGAGGCGGAGACCUUGGAGGAAGCAUACAGGAACUACCAGCAGAGGGCAGUACGCUCCACCAUCUCACACAUGCUUCCUCCCAGACCUCUGUCCCCUCAACAAGCACAUCUCUCACAUCGGCCUGACUCUCCCCUAAGGAAACACAUUUCUCACCACUCGACCCAAAAACAAAAGGUAUCGCACAAACCGCUCUCUCCCCAAAUAACCAGAACCCCCUCCUCAGCAUCCUAUGACACCAGAAACAGUUUACCACCUGCACAACCAAGAGUAACAUUUUCAGAGGACCAAAACCAGCCCCAGACCUCAGGCCUCUUCACUGACCAUCUCUAUUCAGUGGCUGAACCUCUGUUUGCAAGACAUGAACAUACUCUGGAUGAAAGUUCGCCUCCAUCCAGACGUCUGUCCUCCACUCUGCACUCUCCCCUCAGGAAAAAGCUUCAAAGAGAGACCGAAGAAGAGGCAGUUGAGUCUCUGAUGGCGUUCUCGGAGCUGUCAUCUGACAGACAGCUCCCUCGUGCCCCCCACGAUGAGGUGGCAACCUCAGGUGACUUUUCCUCUGAGCUCAGUUCACCUCGCAGUCCUCAGCUCAAGAGCACUGCACGAGACGCACCCAGUGAAUCGAAGCUACAUCCUGUCUUCUCCAGCUCGGAGUCCUCUCCACAGCCUGAGAAGAUAAACCUAGAAGAUCUCAUAGGGAUUGAGCCAGAACCCGGCCACAUUCCAGAGCUUCUCCUGGACACUGCUGUCCCUCUCUCCGAGGAGGCCCCUGACGGCCCCACUGUCCCCCGCCCACAGACUCCACAGGACCUCCCAGAAGCCCUGAUAGAUGCACAGGGCCAAGCGGUCCCUCAAACCUCAGGUGAAUUUUCUUGGGAAGAAGACAAAGAAGACCAGGAGCAGAGAUGGGAAAGAGAGAGAAAAGAAAAACAGGAACAAAGGCAAAGAGAGCAAGAGGAGGCCAGAGAGAGGGAGCUGCAAGAGCUUGAGAGGCUGGAGAUGGAGAUGCUUUCACAAGAGGUGGAAAAGCCAAGAGAGGAAGUACAAGAAGAAGAAGAAGAAAUGGGGAUGAAGAAAGGAGGAGAACAGGGAGAGAAUGCCGGGGAGGAGUCUAAAGAUGAAAAUCCUUUGGAGAAAUACAUGAAGAUGGUCCUGGAAGCAAGAGAAAAGCAGCAUGCACAGAACCCGCAAAGUGAAGAGACAGCACAUGUGAGCCCUGAAGCCAAGAGUUUGUCUGAGGAGAAAGAUAACAGCAUUGCAGCAUAUUCACACAAGGAGGAAGAUGAUGAUUUCUGGUAAACUGUUUGUCCCAUAAACCACUGAAUUAUACAAGGUUGUCUAAUCUUGCACUGUUUUAAAUUUGAUGUUUGUAUUGUAAUUUUAGUUUGGGUUUCAUGAACCAUAUGAAUAAAUCAUAUUGUAAUAAAACUUUUUUUGAUUAACUGUACAUCCUGAAUUAAGAUAUCAUGCCAAAGAAAAGAAAAAAACACUGCAACAGUUUAACUUUUUUUUUUAUUAUCAUUUUCAUAAAAACAGUCAACAGGCCAGUUGUUAAAUGUCAUAAAGGGGAUUCCAGUCAGACAGGAUGUAGAAUUGUUGUCCUCCUGGUGAUUGAUAGGUAGCCUUUACUCUUUGUUUUUGGUUCAUUCAAGAGGAAACAUGGCAUACAAAGAUACAAUGUGAUGUAAAUUAGCUUCUUGUAAAUCUGCCACCUUUCUGCUCAGCCUGCUUAGUACUGCAAGUUAUAUUACAGGUUCUGUGCUACAGUAUCUCACAGAUACGGUAUAUUUAUUGAUAAAAUAUUGGACAAAGUGACUGUCACAAUGGCAUUCAUACUUUGGCUGAAAUGUACCAUUUAGAUUGCUGUACAAUUAGAUAAAUGACUGGAGUUGCAAUUAAUUGUUUUUUUUGUUUUUUUUUAACAUUUUCAGAAAUAUGUUUCAGUAAUUUUAGGAAGCCCUUGACAAUCAUAAAAAAUACAGUAUACUAUCAGGCAACAAAAUAAUUGAUUCAUAUACUUUUGACUUGAAUAAAAGAACUUAAAAAGCGUCUAUAACUACUCGGCUACAUAAAAUAGAUUAAUUUGUAUUCAGUUAGAAAAAAAGGAAAUGGGCAAACACUGCCUACUACUGCUGUCAGUAUACACGACUGUAUGUCACUUGUGUUACUGCAGAAACAGUCUUCAUGCAACAAAGAAUCAUCACGUUAUCCCUGUAACUCAACUAACAGAAAUAAAAGAUUACACGAGUAAUUAUGUCAACAUUAUGACAAUUGCACAUCAAAAACACAUGCAAUUAUAGAAAAGUAUGAAAACAGUUUAAGUGGGUUUUAUCUUCAAAAAUAACAAACACAAAAUCCUGACUUGUAAUAAAUUUACAUUGUUUGCACCUAAGUUCUUUAGAUUUGCUUCAGAUUCAUAGAUUUUUGUAAAAUGAAAAAAAAGCACAUGGGACAAGGGGAUUUUUUAAGUUAUUCUUGUUACAUUAAGUAAAUUAUGAGAAUACUGUAGAUAUUUUACAUUGCGUAUUAAGCUGAAAGCAUGAGGGGUCAAAGAGCUCUCUUCAUUGGCAAGCUUUGUAUUUUUUUAAAGAAUGACUGUCCCUCUUUUUAAUAGGCAGCAGUUCACAUUUAGAAAGCAAGUUACUUAUCAUAAAAAUGUAACUAUGAUACUAUGAUACGGAGGAGUUUCUGAUGUGUGCGUGGUGGGUUUACUUUACAGUUACCAUAAUACAUACUACAUGUUUGAGGAAUGUUUUUUUAGCAUUAGCAAUGACAUUUUUCAAACCAUAGUUGUACAAGGAGAAGUGUUGUCUGUCUCCAGUGUUACAUAGGCUCUAGUGCACACCUGAGGUAGUGUUAAUGUAGGCCAUGAAAGUUCUGACUUUUAAAGGAUAAGGCUGCCGAUUUUCUAUAUUUUUCUUACUGCCAACAUCUCAUGCGCAGAACCAACUUCCAUAUAAAUUCACCUAAAAACUCAAUAAUGGGCCACACUGUUGCACUGAGGGACAAGUUCUUGCGCCUUGAAGAUUAUGGUCCCGGUAGUUUCUUUAGAAAUGGCUCCAAAUAUUAACAACAGUGAUCACUCUCUCAUAACAAGCUAGUGUAGCACUGUAAAUGGAACCAGGUUCCUGAUCAUGCACAGAACUAUCCAGAGACUGAAAAAUAGAGAAAAUCUCCAGCCUUAUAUUUGAAGUUAUACUGUAGCUGUACAUUGAAAUAAGAACCUAUAAUCAAUGAUUAAAACUCGGUAAUGACGGUAAUGUGGUGGUAAAAAAUACCUCUUUUACAUAAUGUGGUGCACACUUUAUAUUUUACCUGUAAAGUCAAAGCAAAACUGUUUCUGAAAUAUUCAUAGUCUUGUGUCAGUACUGUGUGACACACUAACUCAUAUUGGUUGUAAGGCCUUUGAUCUUGUGUGUGAUUAAUGUUUGAUUGAAAAAAUGAAGGGGGAAAAUGAUACAUUCCUUUGCUGAAAACUGGCAACCACAGAUUGGAAGAAAGAAAGAACAAUACUGUAAAACAAACUUGUUAUGUGUUGUAUAAGAGUAGUGCAAU
This is a messenger RNA of Scomber scombrus (Atlantic mackerel), 5511 nucleotides long. It is a transcript of the gene ofd1, whose product is annotated as OFD1 centriole and centriolar satellite protein. Bases 79 to 3255 code for a protein of 1058 amino acids. Gene Ontology annotation, molecular function: protein binding. NCBI's taxonomy places the organism in Eukaryota, Metazoa, Chordata, Actinopteri, Scombriformes, Scombridae. Gene Ontology annotation, cellular component: centrosome; ciliary basal body. Gene Ontology annotation, biological process: epithelial cilium movement involved in determination of left/right asymmetry. The transcript has 23 exons. The record is from RefSeq and is a predicted model, not a curated record.